This is a messenger RNA of Drechmeria coniospora, 546 nucleotides long. RefSeq lists its product as uncharacterized. Bases 1 to 546 code for a protein of 181 amino acids. Lineage: Eukaryota; Fungi; Ascomycota; Sordariomycetes; Hypocreales; Ophiocordycipitaceae. The transcript is spliced from 3 exons. The record is from RefSeq and is a predicted model, not a curated record.
AUGUCAUCCCGUAAGAGAAAGCAGGACGAGGAGGAGGAGGAGCUCGUGUCCCUCCCCGAAGACGACGGCGAGGAGGAAGAGGAGUACGUCUCCACCGGCGAUGAGGACGAAGUCGACGACGACAAGGACGAGGACGAGGAGGAGGAGGCUGAGGAUGCUGAGGGUGACGAGGAGGAUGGCGACGACGACGAGGCCGAGGGCGAAAAGGCAGAGAACGGUGUUGAGAACGGUGUCGAGAACGGCGUCAAGGACGACGAGCCCCCGGCUAAGAAGCGCAAGACGGACGAGGCCUCGACCGAGAAUGGCCUCAACGGCGAAGUCGCAAAGGAGGGCGGCGCCAAAGACGACGAUGGCGACGCAAAGGUUGACGAUGCCAAAGUUGACGAUGCCAAAGCUGACGAUGCCAAAGCCGACGAUGGCGACGUCGACGCCGAGGGUAAAAAGGACGCUCCUGCCGCCGUCAAGGAAGCCGUCAAGGCACCCGAGAGCACAGAAAAGCUGGCAGAGGCCGAGCCGGAAGCCGCUGCCGCUGGCGGUGAUGAAUAG